AUGGGUGAUGGCAAGAAAGUGAAAGUUCGCAGAUUCACUCUUGAUAACAGGUGGGUUGUGCCUUACAAUCCCUAUCUCCUUGCUUUGUUCGAUUGUCACAUGAACGUGGAGAUUUGUUCUACCAUUAAAUUGGUCAAGUACUUGUAUAAAUAUGUGUUCAAGGGGCAUGAUCUGGUUUGCUUUAGAAUUAUGACAGAUGAUAGUCCUACUGAUACUGAUGAGAUUAAAGAAUUCCAAAAGGGUCGAUACAUCUCGCCUCCGGAAGCAUUUUGGCGCAUCUAUGAGUUCCGUUUAAACGAGAUGACCCCAUCUGUUUAUACUCUCCAGGUUCAUCUUCCAAAUCAGCAGCUUGUUUCUUUCUCGAAGAACUCGGACUUGCUACAAUUGUUAGCUAAAGUAGAUUUUUCUAAAACCAUGCUGACUGAGUUCUUCAAAAUGAAUGCGACCAACGCAGCUGCUGAGAGUCUCAAAUGUUUUUAUAAAGAUUUUCCUCAGCAUUUCGUUUGGUCUUCUAAGUAUAGACACUGGACAGAAAGAAAGCGUCGAAAGGUGAUAGGUAGACUCGUCAGUGUUAAUCCACGAGAGGAAGAAAGGUACUAUCUGAGGCUGCUCUUAAAUCAUAUUCCAGCACCGAUAUCAUUCGAUGAUCUCUUGACUGUUAAUGCUAAAAAAAUGAACUCGUUUAGAGAGGCUGCUUUGGCACUUGGGUUGCUGCAAUCUGAUACGUACAUAGAAGAAACGCUUGAGGAAGCUGCUGCAUUUCAAAUGCCAUCUUCACUCAGAUUAUUAUUUGCAACUCUUCUUGUCUAUUGUUCUCCAACUGAUCCAACGAUGUUAUGGAGAAAAUUUGAAUUGGACUUUACUAGAGAUUAUGAACGGCAUAAACAAUAUCAUGCCUACUCUCCCGCUCAAAUUAGGGGAUUGGUUCUAGCUGAUAUUAACAAAUCCCUUCAUCAGAUGGGUACAUCCAUUGCUGCCUAUCAGUUGCCAUUAGAUGACCUUGUUAGUGUGGAUCAUGUUCAUUUGACAAAGGAGAUAGAAGCUGAAAAAAACAUAGACAUACCGCCGGAAGAUCUAUUGAUGUCUUUGAGACUAAAUGCCCAGCAAAAGUAUGCUUAUGACACCAUCUUACAGGCAUGCUUUGCUUCCCAAGGGCAUUCAUUUUUUAUUGAUGGUCCUGGUGGUAUCGGCAAAACCUUUUUAUACCGGUCGCUGCUUGCUACUUUGAGGUCACAAGGUUAUAUAGCCAUUGCAGUAGCAACCUCUGGAAUUGCAGCGUCUAUCCUGCCUGGAGGAAGAACUGAACACUCAAGGUUCAAGAUACCUCUUGACUUCUCAAAGAACAGAACCUGCCAGCUUAGCAAACAAGGCAGUGUUGCAAGGUUGCUCUCGGAGUCAAAACUGAUCUUGUGGGAUGAGGCUUCCAUGGCAAAACGAGAAACUAUUGAGGCAUUUGAUGAUUUGCUUAGAGAUGUCAUGGAAUCUGAACUGCCUUUUGGGGGUAAGGUUGUUGUGUUUGGUGGGGAUUUUCGUCAGACGCUGCCUGUUAUUAAGCAAGCAACAAAGGAAAUCCUUUUGCAGUCGUGUUUUCUCAAUUCUCCAUUGUGGUAUAAACUUCAUAAACUGAAGUUGAUAGAAAACAUGCGAGCUAUAUUAGAUCCUCAGUUCUCCGAAUUCUUGUUAAGAGUUGGCGAAGGGCGUGAACUUGUGGACUUCAACGGUGAAAUAACUUUGCCUAGAGAUUUAGUCAUUCCUUAUUACGAUAAAGAAGAGUCCUUAAACAGGUUACUACAAUCCAUAUUCCCAGAUUUAACUCUCUAUUCCCUGGAUCCAUAUAGGAUGAUUAACAGGUGUAUUCUUACCCCUAAAAAUAGCUCGGUUGAUGAGCUAAAUGAUAUACUAAUUAAAAGGUUCCCUGGAGAGCUUCACACUUUCAUUAGCUCUGACAAAACUGUUGACCAGCGGCACCAGGGGGAUUAUGAAGAUUUUCUUAAUUCUCAGAAUCCAAAAGGCCUUCCUCCUCACAGGUUAAUGUUAAAAGAACAUUGA
Coffea arabica (coffee) is the source of this 2049-nucleotide messenger RNA. RefSeq lists its product as uncharacterized. Gene Ontology annotation, molecular function: DNA helicase activity. Gene Ontology annotation, biological process: telomere maintenance; DNA repair. Lineage: Eukaryota; Viridiplantae; Streptophyta; Magnoliopsida; Gentianales; Rubiaceae. The record is from RefSeq and is a predicted model, not a curated record.